UACACCACAAAGAUGACUCAUCAGCUCUGUGCUGUGCUGGUGGCUGGAUCUUGGGUUGUCGCCAACCUGAAUGUUCUGUUGCACACCCUGCUGAUGGCUCGACUCUCCUUCUGUGCAGACAAUGUGAUCCCCCACUUCUUCUGUGAUGUGACGCCCCUCCUGAGACUCUCCUGUUCAGACACUCACCUCAACGAGGUGAUGAUUCUUUCUGAGGGCGCCCUGAUCAUGAUCACCCCAUUUGUCUGCAUCCUGGCCUCCUACAUGCGCAUCACCUGUGCUGUCCUGAGGGUUCGGUCCACGAGGGGACGAUGGAAAGCCUUCUCCACCUGUGGCUCCCACCUGUCUGUGGUCUCCCUCUUCUAUGGCACCAUCAUUGCUGUGUAUUUCAACCCUGCAUCCUCUCACUCAGCUGAGAAGGACACCAUAGCGACUGUGCUGUACACAGUGGUGACCCCCAUGCUAAACCCUUUCAUCUACAGCCUGAGGAACAGAGACCUCAAAGGGGCUCUA
Fukomys damarensis (Damara mole-rat) is the source of this 510-nucleotide messenger RNA. RefSeq names its product olfactory receptor 1F1-like. Lineage: Eukaryota; Metazoa; Chordata; Mammalia; Rodentia; Bathyergidae. Gene Ontology annotation, biological process: G protein-coupled receptor signaling pathway. Gene Ontology annotation, cellular component: membrane. Gene Ontology annotation, molecular function: olfactory receptor activity. The record is from RefSeq and is a predicted model, not a curated record. The annotation marks the transcript as partial. The transcript has a single exon.